Molecule: messenger RNA, 3113 nt
Organism: Sinocyclocheilus anshuiensis
Lineage: Eukaryota; Metazoa; Chordata; Actinopteri; Cypriniformes; Cyprinidae
Product: alpha-actinin-2-like
Exons: 19
Coding region: 234-2567 (777 amino acids)
Molecular function (GO): protein binding
Source: RefSeq, a predicted model, not a curated record
GGGUCCCGCGGGUGGAAGGAGAAGAGGUCAUGUGACCCAUCAGUACUAAUUGACAGCCGCUCCUCUCGUUGCUGUCACUGCUCGCGCACUGCGGCCGCGAGACUGGAAACCAACACGAACGAAAGAGACACCUGAGGCACCGAAGAGUCCACUUACACCAAAACUCAAGCUUAGAAGCCGCAUAUCACAAUUUACCCAUCAAAUAGGAGAAUAUAACGCUUGAACGGUUGAAAAUGAUGAAUCAGAUCGAGCUUUCGGUUCCAUAUGAUAAUGGAUAUGAACCGGACGAUUACAUGAUGCAGGAUGAAGAAUGGGACCGGGAUUUACUGCUGGAUCCAGCAUGGGAAAAGCAGCAACGGAAGACGUUCACGGCCUGGUGCAACUCUCACCUGAGGAAAGCUGGGACACAGAUUGAGAACAUAGAGGAAGACUUCAGGAAUGGCCUCAAACUAAUGCUGUUGCUUGAAGUCAUAUCAGGUGAGAGGUUACCCAAGCCUGACAGAGGAAAGAUGCGUUUUCACAAGAUAGCCAAUGUCAACAAAGCCCUUGAUUUCAUCACCAGUAAAGGAGUGAAACUGGUCUCCAUUGGAGCUGAAGAAAUUGUGGAUGGGAAUGUGAAAAUGACUCUUGGAAUGAUCUGGACCAUCAUCCUUCGCUUCGCCAUUCAGGAUAUCUCUGUUGAAGAAACUUCGGCCAAAGAAGGACUUCUGCUGUGGUGUCAGAGGAAGACUGCUCCCUACAGGAAUGUCAAUAUUCAAAACUUUCAUGUCAGCUGGAAGGAUGGAUUAGCGCUGUGCGCUCUCAUCCACAGGCACAGGCCUGACCUCAUUGACUACGCCAAACUCAACAAGGAUGAUCCACUGGGUAAUCUGAAUUUGGCAUUUGACAUUGCUGAAAAACAUCUGGACAUCCCCAAAAUGCUGGAUGCAGAGGACAUCCUGAACACCCCCAAGCCUGAUGAGAGAGCAAUUAUGACAUAUGUGUCCUGCUUCUACCAUGCCUUUGCUGGAGCUGAACAGGCUGAAACCGCUGCUAACAGGAUCUGUAAGGUGCUGGGAGUGAAUCAGGAAAAUGAGAAGUUGAUGGAGGAUUAUGAAAGACUGGCUAGUGAGCUGCUGGAGUGGAUCAGACGUACCAUUCCCUGGCUCGAGAAUCGUGUGCCGGAGAAGACCAUGUCAGAGAUGCAGCGGAAGCUGGAGGAUUUCCGAGAUUACCGCAGGAUGCACAAACCUCCCAAAGUGCAGGAGAAGUGUCAAUUGGAAAUCAGCUUCAACACUCUUCAGACUAAACUCCGCAUUAGCAACCGGCCUGCGUUUAUGCCCUCUGAGGGCAAGAUGGUUUCAGACAUAGCAAGUGCGUGGCAGGGGCUGGACCAGGCAGAGAAGGGCUAUGAGGAAUGGCUGCUGACGGAGAUCAGGAGACUGGAAAGACUGGACCAUCUAGCAGAGAAAUUCAGGCAGAAAGCUACCAACCAUGAGACCUGGGCUGCAGGUAAGGAGGAGAUGUUGACCCGGAAGGACUACGAGUCAGCAUCUUUAAUGGAAGUCCGAGCUUUGCUGAGGAAACACGAGGCAUUUGAGAGUGACCUUUCCGCCCACCAGGACAGAGUUGAGCAGAUUGCUGCUAUUGCUCAGGAGCUCAAUGAGCUGGACUAUCAUGAUGUUGCAUCAGUGAAUCAAAAGUGUCAAAGUAUUUGUGACCUCUGGGACCAACUGGGUACACUCACUCAGAAACGCAGAGAGUCUUUGGAGAGGACUGAGAAACUUUUGGAGACGGUGGAGCAGUUGUUUCUGGAAUACGCAAAGAGAUCUGCACCCUUUAAUAACUGGAUGGAGGGAGCCAUGGAAGACUUACAGGAUAUGUUCAUAGUGCACACCAUUGAAGAGGUCCAGACUCUGAUAGCUGCUCACGAGCAGUUUAAGGCCACACUUCCUGAGGCAGAUGCAGAAAGGCAGGCGAUCCUUGGCAUACAGCAGGAAGUCCUGAAGAUCUCCCAGAAUUACGGCAUUCGUGGAGACCUCACCAACCCCUACAGCACCAUAACUACAGAAGAGAUUGCCAUCAAGUGGGACAAGGUGAAGAAGCUGGUUCCCCAGCGUGACAGUGCACUGCAGGAGGAGUUAGCGCAACAGCAUGCCAACGAAAGGCUCAGACGCCAGUUUGCUGCCCAAGCCAACCUCAUCGGACCCUGGAUACAGGCCAGGAUGGAGGAAAUUGGUCAUUGUUCUAUGGCGACGGGUGGGACUUUGGAGGAUCAGAUGACCCAGCUGAAGCAGUAUGAGCAUGUGAUCGUCAGCUAUAAACCCAACAUAGACAGACUGGAGGGAGAUCACCAACUCAUCCAGGAGUCACUUAUCUUUGACAACAAACAUACUAACUACACUAUGGAGCAUAUUCGUGUUGGCUGGGAGCUCCUUUUGACUACGAUCGCUCGCACUAUUAAUGAAAUUGAGACUCAAAUUCUGACACGUGAUGCAAAAGGCAUCAGCCAGGAGCAGAUGAUUGAAUUCCGAUCCUCUUUCAACCACUUUGAUCGGGUGCUGUACUCAGACUUUAUGAACUCGUAACUACUCGCUUGUUUCCUUGUUGAAUGGAUGCUAUACUAAUCAUCAUUAAACCAUACCAACUAAACUAAACCCUUCUCCACUUUGACUGAGCAUUAUACAUACAUAUGUAAGUCUCUUUUAUUUCAGCUGAGACAUAUUAAUUUCAUAUUUGCUUUGUGUUAUGUCUUGCCUUCACUUCUUCAGAGGCAUCACAGUGCAAGAGUGGUAAUUAUCUUUCCAUUCAUUUAGUGGAACAAAUUUAGCUUGACAUGAGAGAUCAUUUGCAGUAUUUAGUAUGUCUAAAAUCAGAUGUGAAAUAGAUGCAAUUUGUGCUAAAAUCAGAGUUAAAUGGCACUAAUUUGAUGAAUAUAGCACUUCUAGUUUUAUAAUUUCUGCUCACAUUCUGUGCAUGUUUUUGUUUGUUGUGGGUACUUGCUCUCGGGAGGAGAGGGGUAAACUCAGGACUGAUGAGUUUAAAGCAUGCCUGAUCAGCUUUGGGCAUUUAGGAAGUGACAAACAGGUGCUGUCUCUUUCCCUACUCCACAUUGCUUCAUUAUUCCAACCAUG